This is a messenger RNA of Talaromyces atroroseus, 2022 nucleotides long. RefSeq lists its product as hypothetical. The record is from RefSeq and is a predicted model, not a curated record. The transcript is spliced from 5 exons. NCBI's taxonomy places the organism in Eukaryota, Fungi, Ascomycota, Eurotiomycetes, Eurotiales, Trichocomaceae. The coding region runs from base 1 to 2022 and encodes 673 amino acids.
AUGGUCAAGUUUCCCCUGUCUCGUGUCCUGGUGCUGGCCAGUUUUACUAGCAACUCCAUAGCAGGAACUGUCAGCUUGCCCUCAUAUCCACUGGCCGUGAAGAGUCCCUAUUUGUCGACAUGGGUCCCUGGAAAUCAGACAGCAGACGCUGCAACUGCGCAGCCCGAAUUCUGGGCCGGGCAGAAGCUGACCUGGCCAAUUCUUGCGCGUGUAGGUGGAACAACGUAUAGCCUCUUUAGCUUGCCAGGCGGGAUUUCUGGAGUGAGUGCUGCAAAGACCACCGGGGUUGAAUAUACAUCGACGCAUACAGUAAUCAGUUUAAUUGCUGGACCAGUCACUGUUACUCUGGAUUUCUUCUCUCCGGUGCUCCCAGGGCCAUUAGACUAUGCAAAACAGUCCCUUCCAUAUUCGUACCUAACGGUGUCAGCGAUUGCCGACGAAUUCACUUCGAUUCAGAUCCUUAGUGGAAUCGACCACACUUGGACAGCCCAAGGUGGUGCAUCUGCACUCAACUACACCGAAUCUGGGUCAGCUGGCUUUUUUUGGUUUUAUAACCCCGAUCAAUAUUACUACUCCGAGGACAAUGACAUGGCCACCUAUGGAUCUAUACUAUACGGAGCUAGUACAGGUAAUGGUCUAACAUAUGCCUGCGACACGGAGGACAAUAUCUACAGUGCUUUUACAAGUGAUGGGAAGCUUGCAAACAUUGCCACAUGUCAAGGAACUGAUCUAGCCGCAUUGUCGCAGGACUUGGGCACCGUCAUCUUGGGAGAAGUAACAUUCGCUGUGGGAUUUCAGCGUGACCUUGCCAUAAAUUAUCUGAAUGAAGCGCAGACUGGAUAUCAUCGCUCAAAAUGGUGGCUUAUUCCUGACGCUAUCGAAUAUUUCCUUGGUGACUACGCCAGUGCGCUCGCCGAGUCGGUACUCUUUGACACAGCUGUGAGAGUUAGGUCUGAAGCCGUCUCACUGGAAUGGGGAAGCCAGUAUGCAGAUAUAGUAGAAGCAAGUGUCCGACAGACAUACGGUGCAUUUGAAAUAACAGUACCAAAUGACGACGUGGGCGCCGAGCCACAGGUCUUUUUGAAGGAAAUCUCCAGCGAUGGAAAUGUUCAAACCAUCGAUGUCAUAUUCCAGUCGUGGUCGAUCUUUGCCAGUCUCAACCCUGAAUGGCUAAAGCUGCUUUUGAAGCCGGUUCUAUCGUAUUUGGAAACCGGGGCAUGGCCUCAUGCUUGGGUAAUUCACGACAUAGGAACGCACUACCCAAACGCAACUGGUCAUGCCAAUGGCGUCGCUGAGGAAAUGCCGCUAUUUGAGACUUCCACUGUAUUCAUUUUGUUGUACGCGUAUCAACAUUACACGAAUGACGCAUCUUUUGCGGCAGAGUACACCACGCUCUUGACAAGAUAUGCCAACUACCUCGCCGAAAACUCUCUCUAUCCUGCAAGCCAACUGAUAAGUGUUGAUGCCAUCGCUGCACAACCUAACCAGACUGGCUUGGCAAUUCAGUCUGCCAUCGGCCUUAAGGCAGCGAGCAUAGUCCUGGACAACUCAUCAUAUUCAGACAUAGCCGCAUCGAUCGCGAAGACCGUGUAUGAAGAUGCCCUUGGCCUUGACGGCGCCACACUUGCAGAAAGCACCCACUUCACUUACUACUAUGGGCAGGAUGACACGUGGAAUGUACUUUUCCCAGCGUAUUCCGACGUAUUACUGGGACUUGAAACAUUCAAUCCUUCUGCGUGGGAUCUGCAAUCAUCCUGGUAUCAACAACAGAUGCAAGAAGGCGGGUUGCCAUUUGCAGGCCCUGUCACCGAUACCUCUUAUACAGGGUCGGGCAUAACCUGGGGACUUGCUGAUUGGAAUCUCCUUAUUGCGGCCGUCGUUUCAGAAGAAGUUCAGGCACAGAUCAUCAACACAACCCACACUUUUCUCACCAACAGGCUCAAUACAAUUCCAUUCGGCACCAAGUACUACGUUGAAGGCGACGAGAUUGGAGUCUGGGGUUAUUGGGGGUUCGCUUACUAA